This is a messenger RNA of Umbelopsis ramanniana AG, 1047 nucleotides long. RefSeq lists its product as uncharacterized. The coding region runs from base 1 to 1047 and encodes 348 amino acids. The record is from RefSeq and is a predicted model, not a curated record. The transcript is spliced from 4 exons. NCBI's taxonomy places the organism in Eukaryota, Fungi, Mucoromycota, Umbelopsidomycetes, Umbelopsidales, Umbelopsidaceae. Gene Ontology annotation, biological process: ribosomal small subunit assembly. Gene Ontology annotation, molecular function: ribosomal small subunit binding; GTP binding; rRNA binding.
AUGAAUCGUGCAAAGCGAGAAGCGGGCUUGCUCCCAGCAGCGACACAUCGAGGGCAGAAGGAGGAACCAAAGAAAAAUCGAAAGGAAACUGAAAGAAAACCGGAAAAACCCGUCAACUUGACCAUUAGACAUCCAAUCAGUCCCACCGAACGUAUGGUCAAAGUGCCUGCAUCAUUUCAGCAACCGGAUAAUCCACGGCUAUGUAAAGUGGCACUGUUAGGUGCUGCCAACGCUGGAAAAUCCACAAUAAUCAAUAGUCUGAUUGGAGAAAAUAUUUCAGUUGUAUCGGCCAGGGCUCAUACCACAAGAGAACGCAUAUUAGCAUCGUGGACAAAGGAUAAUUAUCAAGUUGUGUUUCUGGAUACUCCUGGUAUCAUAUAUGGUCGCAAUCAAUCCAAGAUGAACCGUAAUCUGGUCAAUGCAUCAUGGCAGUCCUUAAUAGAGGCUGAUCACUUGUUAGUUGUUGUCGAUGCUGCCAAAGCUAUCUCCGGUAAAGCGCAAAAUGCAGAAGAUUACUUGUUCGAAAGAUUGGAGGAAUUUAGUAUACCGGCAACACUGAUAUUGAACAAGGUUGAUCUCAUUACUGAUAUGGAAGCUUUGAAAGACAUGGCCACUGAGCUGCAAACUAGAUAUCCACACUUUGAAUCAACAAUGUACAUUUCAUGUUUCAAAGAGGACGACUUGCAGCAACUUGGGAACAAGCUACAAACAUUGACGAAAAGUCAAGACUGGAUUUUUCCUGCAAAUCAGACGUCUGAAAUGCCAGAUAUCAAGCGAGUCGAGGAUAUCAUAAGGGCAGAGUUCUUUCAAAGACUCUAUGGAAACCUUCCCUACGUGCUAACUCAAGAGAACGUUGGCUGGACAGAGCUGCCGAACGGAAUGCUUAGAAUUGACCAGGACAUACUGGUAGAGCACGACAGUCAGCAAAAGAUUGUGAAAGGUGCGGGAGGAAAUGUGAUUAACAGCGUGCUCAAGAGCGCUCGAGUACAAAUUGAAAGGGCUCUGAAGCGACCAGUGAAAUUGUUUUUGCAAAUCAAGACGCGAUGA